ACAGACACACACACACAGGCACACACACAAACACACAGACACACACAGACACACAUAAUAAGAAAAGACUUGACACAGAUUUAUACAGAGAGCUGAAACUGAUUGUUGUGCUCAUUGUUGUCGUCUCUUCAUGUCGUGUUUUUCCUUAAGAUGAGAAAAACAAAAGCACUUUUUUUUAUUAAAUUUGUUUAUGUUCAGUUUGAUCCAGACUUUUCUCAUUUCUCCUUCUGGGUUUCUAUCCAAGAGCUCCAUGUUACACUGUCAUUUCCACAGUAGUAGUGGAAAUUCUCUCUCUCUCUCUCUCUCUCUCUCUCUCUCUCUCUCUCUCUCUCUCUCUCUCACUCACUCUCUGUCUGCACAUCUGGAGCGAUGGAUCACUUCUGAGUGGAGCUGCAGGUUCAAGUGUUUGGACUAAAAACCUGCUGCACAAAAGCUGAAUUUUAUUACUAUUAUUGCAGGACAGAGAGGUGAGUAGAGAAGAGUGAAUUCUUCCCCUUGGAGAGGACAGUGUGUACUGAGUGUGUUGCGAUGAUCUGGAGGUGUGUGUUGUGUGCACUGCUGCUGUGUUGGGCUCUUGUUCUCGGAGUCGAGCCUGAACACCAGCAGGAAGACCAACACAUGGUCCAGAAGAAUAAAGAAACAGAGAAAGACAGGAAGGGAAAAACCAUGGCGAUGUGUCCUGAUCAGUGUAGCUGCACGUCCGAAGAAACUGUCGACUGCGCCGGGGUCAAUGUAUCCGAGUUUCCACAAGAGAUACCGGAGAACACACGCCAUCUCUCACUGCAGAAUAAUCAGAUCGCUGAGAUCAGAGCGGAGGAUCUUGCACGACUAAUUCAUCUGGAGACUCUCAACCUUCAGAACAACCGCCUCACCACGCAGGGCCUUGAAGAUGAUGGGUUUGAAGCUCUGGAGCAGCUCAGUUAUUUAUACUUGGCGAAUAACCAGCUCACAGCAGCACCCAGAUAUCUACCACCGACCCUGGUCAGCGCAGACUUCGCCGCGAACCAGCUGACCACCAUCUACCCCUACACCUUUGGCCUGAAACCCAGACUGAAGUCAGUGUACCUUCACAACAACAAGCUGUCUGAUGCAGGCUUCCCUGAGGGAAUGUUCAAUGGGUCAGACAACCUGGAGGUGUUAAUCCUCUCCAGCAACUACCUGCGCUACGUCCCUAAAGGCCUGCCCAAGGCGCUCUUCCGUCUCCAUUUGAAGAAUAACAAACUGGAGAAGAUUCCUUCAGGUGCGUUCGAGAACCAGCCUCAUCUGAGAGAACUGUACCUGCAGAACAACCUCCUGAGCAACAAUGGCAUGGAUAACACCACCUUCAGUCACCUGAGCAGACUGGAGUACCUGGACCUGUCCAACAACAAUCUGACCGCAGUACCUUCAGGUCUUCCCCGGACCCUGAUGCUGCUCCACCUGGAGAAAAACUACAUCACUUCUGUCAGAGUCGAUUCCCUCAGUGCUGUGAAGGAUCUUCAGUACCUUCUGCUUCACCACAAUCGGCUUCGCGCUCGCUACAUCCACCGUGACGCCUUCCGUGGUCUCAAGCGCCUCCACACGCUCCACCUACACCACAACCUGCUGGAACGAAUCCCUCUGGGCCUGCCGCGCCGCGCCCACACACUCGUACUGCUGCGAAACUACAUCGGUGAGAUUGGACGCGAUGACCUCAGCACUCUUUACACGCUCAACGAGCUCAACCUUAGCUACAACCGCUUGACGAGCGAACGCAUUCAUCGCCACGCCUUCAGGAAAUUGCGCGUGCUGGAAGUCUUGGAUCUUUCAGGGAACAAACUGAGCACGCUGCCUCUCGGGCUUCCCAAGAGCCUCCGCCUCCUGCGGGUGAAGAAUAAUCAGAUUGCCGAGCUGCCAGAGGGGGCACUGAUGGGUAUGAGCAAACUGAAGGAGCUCCAUCUUUCUAACAACCAGAUCAAACUAGGAUCCAUCUACCAAGGGGCGUGGCAGGAGCUUGGCUCUCUCACAACUCUUGAACUGUCAGGUAACUUGCUGUCUCAUGUCCCUGCUGAUCUUCCCGAGUCUUUGGAGUUCCUACAUCUGCAGAACAACAGGAUCAGCAGCAUCUCUGCCACAGACUUCAUCAGUACUCCAAACAUCAAGAGCAUCUUCCUGAGGUUUAACCGUCUCUCUGCUCUCUCCGUGGCUGAGGACUCCUUCUCUCACCUGUCCAAGCUGCAGGUGUUGGACAUCGGACAUGGAAACGUCACGCCUUUCCGUAACCACGGAGAUAUCACAGAGGAAGACUACUCGGAAAACGAGGAGGAAGAGGUGGAAGUGAAUAAAUGAUAAACUGAAAAGAACAUUUUAAAGAGAUUUAUACUGUAUAGAGUGUCACUGAUGGAGGUCAUGUGACUCUGAGUGUUAUUAAUAAUAACGAUUAAUUAGUGUGUAUUAAUAAUAAUAUGGGAGUGUUGAUGAUGGAGGUCAUGUGACUGAGUGUUAAUGAUGAUAGUAGAUGAUGGAGGUCAUGUGACUGAGUGUUAAUAAUGAUAGUAGAUGAUGGAGGUCAUGUGACUGAGUGUUAAUAAUGAUAGUAGAUGAUGGAGGUCAU
Messenger RNA from Tachysurus fulvidraco (yellow catfish), 2572 nucleotides. It is a transcript of the gene podn, whose product is annotated as podocan. Gene Ontology annotation, molecular function: protein binding. The record is from RefSeq and is a predicted model, not a curated record. Bases 529 to 2307 code for a protein of 592 amino acids. The transcript has 11 exons. Lineage: Eukaryota; Metazoa; Chordata; Actinopteri; Siluriformes; Bagridae.